AUGGAGAGAAGUGCUACUUUCAACACAACAUCUUUUGCUGAGGGUCGGUUUCGCCGAGCGUACAAAGGACGCUGGACAGCUCCGGUGAGCGAUGCAGGUCGCGUCUGCGUUGUGAAAGAAAUGAAGGACAACUACAGCUGGAACGAAGUGGACUGGAACGACACUGUAAAGAUAAACGAGCGAGCCAAGGACCUCGCUGCACGUUUCACCAGCAGGACCCCAGCGGUGUACGUAAUGCGAGUGACGAACGCACCUUGUCCUCACACCAGACCCAAGUUGCACGAGUACGUGACGUGCGAGGACUACAUACCGGGGCCGUUCAAGAAGUGGUGCAACAACUACGGCUACAUCAGCGAUGAAUGCACAAUUCUUCCAGCUUUUAUGCACUGGUCGUGGGCACGCAGUAUGGGAGAAGAGAUGGUAUCAGAUCUUCAGGGCGUUCGAAACGGCAGUGCUUACACUCUCACUGAUCCAGCAAUGCUGUCGCUCUCUGGGACCUACGGAGUUACCGACAUGGGAGUGGAAGGGAUGGCAAUGUUCUUUCUCGAGCACAACUGUGACAAGUAUUGUCAGAUGCUGCCCAAGCCAACGCUGGCUCACUUUUAA
Geodia barretti is the source of this 606-nucleotide messenger RNA. NCBI's taxonomy places the organism in Eukaryota, Metazoa, Porifera, Demospongiae, Tetractinellida, Geodiidae. The record is from the annotation of a GenBank genome assembly.